AGGUGGCAUAGGAAGUGGAGGCAAAGAAAAGCUUUUCAAAAUGUCUAUCAUCUUCAUCUCAACAAGGCAGUUCCUAAGCAUAUGUCUCCUCUCUUUUGUGUUAUCUUUCUCUAAUGGAAUGGCUCUAACUCCGAGAUCUCCCAUAAAAGCAGUGAAUCUUGGAGGUUGGCUGGUUACAGAAGGUUGGAUUAAACCUUCACUCUUUGAUGGCAUCCCAAACAAAGAUUUCUUGGACGGGAUAGGACUUCAAUUUAAAUCAGUAACAACUGGGAGGUAUCUCUGCGUAGAGGAUGGUGGAGGAACAAUCAUAGUUGCAAACAAGACAGUUGCCUCUGGUUGGGAGGCAUUCUCAAUAACCUGUCCUACUUUUCAUUUUAUUGCUUCUUGUUUGAACCUCCCAAUCUGUGUAACUUUCAUGAUUGUUUUUGUUGUUCUUUUUUGGGCACAAUCAGAAGCGCUAGUGACAGCUGAUUGUCAAGGGAGCAAUGAAUGGGGGGACAAUGAUCCAUCAGUGUUCUUGAUGACCUGUACCGGAAGAUUGCAGGGUGAAUUUCAAGUCACUAAUAGGUAUGGUCCUGAGAAUGCUCCGAAAGUCAUGAGGGAGCACUGGAAAACAUUCAUUGUUGAAGAUGACUUCAAAUUCAUAUCGAAAAAUGGCCUGAAUGCAGUGAGAAUACCAGUAGGGUGGUGGAUAGCAAGUGAUCCUUCACCUCCUUGGCCUUUUGUUGGGGGUUUCUUAGAAGCCUUAGACAAUGCCUUCUCAUGGGCAGAAGCCAGGUUCCUUUUUCAAUUGCCUUCAAAAGAAAUGGCCAUAAACAACAAUUUGGGAAGUGUUUCGCACCCAACCAUUCCACUCUUUAAGGGAAAUGGAUAUGAAAUUUGGAGUACUAAAAUGAAGACUUUAUUUAUGUCCCAAGACUUAUGGGACUUGGUAGAGAGGGGUUACACAGAAGCUGCACUCUCAGCAGAGGCACUCAAGGACACAAAGAAGAAGGAUGUGAAGGCGUUGAUGAAAAGGUAUGAGGAUCCUGUGGAGAAUGCUUUCUACAACAAGCUACAACUGCCCAGAAACAAAUGUGGAGGAAACUCUUUAGAGUUUAGUAACAAAGGUGGAUUCAAUAGAGGACAAGGUGCAAUCCGAGGUGGAAGAAGAGGUUGUGGAGGUCGAUUUGGCAACAUUAGGCAUCAACAUAGAGCCAAUGAAAGAAGUGACUACCAAAGUUCAAUUCAGUGCUUUGUUUGUAAGAGUGGCUGCAGCAAUCACAUGACAGGAAACAUUAAUCUCUUCAUCAACCUGGACAAGUCAGUGAGCAAAAAGAUAACCAUGGGUGAUGGUACCAUACGAGAAGCACAAGGAAAAGGUAUGGUUAAAUUGGAUGAAUAUGGCAAGAAUUGUAUUGAAGAUGUUUUGUUCGUACCUCAUUUGGAGUCUAAUUUGCUAAAUGUGGUGCAUGGUUUGCCUAUCAUUGAACAAGUUGAUGGUGUGUGUGAAAGCUGUGUUUAUGGCAAACAGUAUCAAGAUGCUUUUCCCAAAGGAAAGGAGAGAAGAGCUUUGAAACCUACUGAGUUGAUACAUGCAGAUGUUUGUGGGCCAAUGAAUACUUUGUCUCUCAACAAAAGCAGGUACUUUAUUGUCUUUGUUGAUGAUUUUAGUAGAUUGACAGGGGUUUACUUUGCCAAAGAAAAGUCAAAUGCCUUCCCGAUCUUUAAAAAAUUCAAAGCUCUUGAUGAAAAGCAAAGUGGAUGUUCAAUCAAAGUUCUGCGGAUAGAUCAAGGUGGGGAGUUUGUUUCAGCUGAAUUUAACAAAAUUUGUGAAGAUUUCGGCAUCAAAAGGCAAUUGAUAGCAAGCUAUACCCCUCAACAAAAUGGGAAGCAAUCCACAUUGCAGCUUAUAUUCAGAAUCACAGUCUCACAGCAGCUUUGCAUCAUCAAACUCCUUUCGAAGCUUGGCAUGGCUAGAAGCCCAAGUGAUGAAACUAAAGGUUAUAGAUUUUAUGAUCCUAUCACCAAGAAGUUACUAAUCAAUCGUGAUGUGAUUUUUGAUGAGAAAAAUUCAUGGAAUUGGAAUGAAAAGAAAAGUCCAGGUUCUGUGGUGGUUGAUGGCAUUUUGGAGGAUGAUCCAAUCAUGAUUGAAGGUGAAAUGGGUGAAGGUCAAGUUUCCUCUACACCUAAUAGUGGCAGUAGAUUGUGUCCAUCCUCACCUGAGACACCUCCACCCCCAAGGAAGGCAAGGAGAGUAAAAUCCUUGGUGGAACUCUAUGAACAAAGUCAAAGGUGUCAAAUGGCACAUGUGGAGAAGCCUAGCUAUUUUGAGAAAGCAACGUAGAACAGAAAAUGGUGCAAAGCUAUGGAUGAGGAAAUAGAGGCCUUGGAAAGAAAUCAAACAUGAGAGCUUGUGGACUUGCCUAAAGAAAACAAAGUUGAAAGUCUAAA
Rubroshorea leprosula is the source of this 2433-nucleotide messenger RNA. The record is from the annotation of a GenBank genome assembly. NCBI's taxonomy places the organism in Eukaryota, Viridiplantae, Streptophyta, Magnoliopsida, Malvales, Dipterocarpaceae.